Molecule: messenger RNA, 456 nt
Organism: Aedes albopictus (Asian tiger mosquito)
Lineage: Eukaryota; Metazoa; Arthropoda; Insecta; Diptera; Culicidae
Product: eukaryotic translation initiation factor 4E1-like
Exons: 3
Coding region: 1-456 (151 amino acids)
Biological process (GO): translational initiation
Cellular component (GO): eukaryotic translation initiation factor 4F complex
Molecular function (GO): RNA 7-methylguanosine cap binding; translation initiation factor activity
Source: RefSeq, a predicted model, not a curated record
AUGAAGCAAACGGAAAACACCGAGCAGAACCAUGCCGACCAGGGAGUUAUCGUCGACCCGGAAUGUUUGAUCAAGCACCCGCUGCAGUCAACCUGGACGCUCUGGUACCAGAAACCGGACCGCAUCAAAUCGUGGGAAGACACCCUGAACGAGGUGACCAGAUUUUCCACCGUCGAGGACUUUUGGAGUCUACUCAACCACAUAAAGAGCCUGGCCGACAAUAAGGUCGGUAGCGAUUACUCUUUGUUCAAGAAGGACAUCCGUCUGAUGGGGAAAACGAUAGCAACAAGCGCGGCGGCCCGCAGCUGGUCAAUGACGAUGCGGCUCAAGGAGGGAAAGUGGAAAAAGAGGGCGAACAUCCGACGGCUGAUCGUGACGCUUAACAAUGCCUGGGCAUUGACCCCGACACACUUCUUCCCGGAGACCGGAAAGGGCAAGCUAAGACGACCGUACUAA